Messenger RNA from Apiotrichum porosum, 1362 nucleotides. RefSeq lists its product as uncharacterized. The record is from RefSeq and is a predicted model, not a curated record. The coding region runs from base 1 to 1362 and encodes 453 amino acids. Gene Ontology annotation, biological process: regulation of translational fidelity; 'de novo' cotranslational protein folding. Gene Ontology annotation, cellular component: cytosol. Gene Ontology annotation, molecular function: Hsp70 protein binding; ribosome binding. The transcript has a single exon. NCBI's taxonomy places the organism in Eukaryota, Fungi, Basidiomycota, Tremellomycetes, Trichosporonales, Trichosporonaceae.
AUGGCCACCGUCGUCGCCCUCCCCCUCACCAUCCCCGCCGCCCCCGCCGGCUACACCAAGGCCGCCGCCUCGGGCAAGCCCACCGCUCCCGUUGAGCGCCAGGUGUACCCCGCCGGCCCCUCGUACAUCUCGUACGCCCGCCGUGAGCUCCUCCAGCUCUCGUUCGAGGAGGACGACAAGGCCACCUCGUCUGCCCGCGCUGCCGCCGCCGCUCUCAAGCUUGCCAACGCCGAGGAGGUCCUCUUCCCCGGUCUCGGUGAGGAGCAGGAGCACAAGGACCUCCUUGCCGCGGACCCCAAGGAGUGGAAGAAGCAGGACCACUACGGUGUCCUUGGUCUUGGCGACCUCCGUUACACUGCCACCGACGACCACAUCAAGGUCGCGCACCGCCGCAAGGUGCUCCGCCACCACCCGGACAAGAAGGUCGACCACGACGACGGCUUCUUCAAGUGUAUCCAGAAGGCCCACGAGACCCUCACCCACAAGGACAGGCGUCGCCAGUUCGACUCGGUCGACUGGAACAUUGCCGACGACGUCCCCAACCCCAAGACCGUCGCUGCCGACAAGUACUGCGAGGUCUACGCCCCCAUCUUUGCCCGUGAGGGUCGUUUCUCCAACAUCCAGCCCGUUGCCCAGUUUGGUGACGACGCGUCGUCCAAGAAGGAGGUCGAGGGCUUCUACGACUUCUGGUACAACUUUGACUCGUGGCGUUCGUUCGAGUGGCACGACAAGGAGGCCAACGAGGGUGCCGACUCGCGUGACGAGAAGCGUUUCACCGAGAAGAAGAACAAGGCCGAGCGUACCCGCCUGAAGAAGGAGGACAACACCCGUGUCCGUGAGCUCGUCGACUCGGUCCUCGCCAACGACCCCCGCAUCAAGCGCAUCAAGGACGAGGAGAAGGCCGCCCGUCUCGCCAAGAAGAAGGGCGGCGCCGCCCCCGCCGCUAAGAAGCUCUCGCCCGCCGAGAUCAAGAAGGCCGCCGAGGAGAAGCGCAAGGCCGAGGAGGAGGCCAAGAAGGCCGAGGCCGCCGCCAACACUGCGUCCAAGGCCGACCGCGAGGCCGCCAAGAAGGCCAAGGAGGCCGCGCGCAAGAACCUCAAGAAGUGGAAGAAGGCCGUCGCUACCGUCAUCGCCGCCUCCAACUACUUCCAGGCCGACGGCGCCGCCCCUUCGCCUGCCGUCAUUGAGAAGCAGCUGGCCGAGCUCGACGCCCUCGUCGAGCUCGCCGAGCCCGAGGACGUCAAGACCCUCAAGGAGGAGGUCGAGAAGGCCGGCAACGGCGAGCCCGCCAAGGCCGUCAUCAAGGCCAAGGUUGCCGCCCUCGGCGACAAGGCCGCCGGCAAGUUUACCGAGUUUGCUUAA